AUGAAGAUGAGUGAAUCCAGUGCAAAAUCGAGUCAGCCCCUGGCUGCCAAACAGGACAAGGAUGUAACUGAGAAGAGAGGACGAGGGCGGCCCAGGAAGAAGCCUCAGGUUUGUGGAAAGCUUCCCUUCAUGUUUUGCAAGCUGUGCUUUAUCACUUCUCAUUGACUACGGCUAGAAAAAGCUAAAACAUAGUAAAAGGGUAACGUGGAGGAGCACUACUACCAUGUAAAGGAAAGUUGUUGAUACAGUAUGAGGCAGGAGAUCAAUAGGACACCAGCUUUUUAUUGUCCUCUGGGGAGAAGGGCAGAUUUGCCUGAUGUUGGCAAUAAUCAAAGUAGUGACUUCUCUCCCACCCCCCUCCACCUUGGACAUGACUGCCUGAAAGAAUCUCAUGCUCUGGGGGUCCUUUGGUGCUCUGUAAUCAUCAUAAUGUUGUCCUCCCUCACCAUGGAAUCAGAAGACCUCUGAGCCACAAAUGAUAGUUGGCCUACCUGCAAUUGAUAUUGCUACCCUUGUGUGCCUUCUGCAUCCCAGCAGGGUUCCUCCCCCCGCUUUACAGUAACUAUUCUGAUCCUAGGGGAAAUUGAGCUUCCCUGGCUUCAGCUCUGGAGCUCCUCAAGGUGUUGAGUUGCAUGAUCCCCUGUCAUGCGAGUCUUAAAAAGACCAGGUUCUAACUGAAGGAAUCUUUCUGCCACAAGCCUUCGUCAUUUCAGGUCAUCAUUCUGUGCUUUGAGCUCACUGUCCUCUGUCCCUCUUGACUUCCUUUUCUGCGGUUUCUUGAUGGGCAUUGUUGAUUGGUGUCAGUGCCGCCUGCAGUGGCGUAUAAAACCUGCCCCGCAGUACCUUUUUAUGCCUGCUUUCUAGUGGUGAAAAGGACUAGUUUUCUUACGUUCUAAGAAAUGUGCCACUUGUAUGACUGUGAUCCUUCCUGCCUCCUCCAAGCCUGUUGUGCUAUGUGUGUCAGGUAACUUAUCAGUCAUUGGAAGUGAGCAAGUUGUCACUCAGUUAUGGCACUAACCUUUUCACUGCAGUAUGUUUGAAAGUGUGUCUUUCAUCUAAAUGUAUGGAUGCUUCUAGAAUUGGGUUCCAUUAGGGCUGGGGUGAGGGAUUGUGCCACUUCAGAUGGUGCCAGACUCAACUCCCAACAGCAUUUUCCAGCAUUUCAUUUUUUCACUUUGAUUUUAGUUCACCUCUUUUCAUGGCUAAUCCUCCCAAGGCAGCUCACAACGUAUUGAAAGAAUGUGUUCCAAUGUGCCAAUGGUCGGGGGUGAUGAGAGCUUUAGUCUAACAUCUGGAGGGCCACAGGUCCCUCAUCCUUCCAUUGGCCCCGUGAGUAACUUUUGUAUGUAGCUGGAGUUAAAAUAAGGCUGGGUUGAAAGAAUUGCCAAUAUUUCCCCAUCAAACUGAUUACCUGCCACAGGAGCUUAAACAUAAUUUUGACUUUGAGUGGUGAUACUCUUUAACACUGAGUUGAUGUCUUCUGGAUUCUUCUGUGCAUCUGCUGUUUUCUCCAUAUUCUGAUAUAUUUAUUUUCUGAUAGACGUUAAAUAGAAAUCUUUUUGUGGUUUCUUCCAUUCUAAUAUCGGGUCCUGACCUCUGUUACUGUGGGUCAUAUGUGGAAGAAGUAAAACCAAAAUCUAGCUGCUACAUCUGGCAUUUCUAUUAGCUGGUCUGAGGCAGCAGUGCCAUCUUCCUCCUCCCAUCUGCCCAGGGUGGAUUUGAUUUAGAUCAGAUUGAUUUAAAUCACAAUUUAAAUCAUUAGUCAGUAGUCAGUAAGCCUUGAUUUAAAUCAAUUUUUUUACAGAAAGACUCAUUCUUGCUUGUAUAAUCUUAAUAUUUACAACCAGAUGAAGGUUUCAUUUUUGGAAUAAUAAAUUUCCAGAGUAGUCUUUACAGUUAUAUAAAAAAUACAACAAUGAAAUUAUUGUGAGGUUUAGUAAGUUAAGUGUUUAUUUUUUGACAACUUUUUUGCUGUAUUUUAUUGGAAGGAGAAAAAUAAUCAUUUCCUUAAUAACAGUUUAAACAAUUUAUUUAACUAAAACAAUAACAUUAUAGCAUAUGUAUCCAUGUUUGUUAACUGAUGUGGUUAAACAAUUAAAAAAAAAACUUAGCCUGAGUUUUAGCACACAGGAAAAACUUAAAACAAAUCCUUAUUUCCUGUUGAAUAGCCUUUGGACUAUAAUGUACCGUAUUUGUCGCUCUAUGGGACGCACCCGACCAUAGGACGCACCUUGUUUUAGAGGGGGAGAACAAGAAAAAAAAUUCUCCCCCUCUCUGCGCAGCGCCCCUUCAGCAAAGCGGUAAGAGAAACGGAGCCCCUUCCAUUUCUCCUCCCGCUUCGCUGAAGGGGCGCUGCGCAGCUCUCCCUCUCCCACAUUGCCUUCGCCUUCAGUGAAGGCAAUCCGAAGCCUCCUGAGUCCCAGCCCCAGGGACCACACAUUCGCUCCCUAAGAUGCACGCACAUUUCCCCUUAGAUUUUAAGAGGGAAAAGGUGCAUCUUAUGGAGCGAAAAAUACGGUAACUUAAAUAGAAAACUAGAAAGAUUUUUUCCUCCAAAAGCAUUUUAUUUUAAAAAUCCAAUGUAAAUUUUAAAAAAUUGAUUUAAAUUAUAAAAAAAAAACAUUUAAAAAAAUCAUUGAUUUUUAUCCACUCUGCAUCUGCCUGAGCUCUCUGAAUAAGACUGUUACUCUUGGGAAGCAGAAGACAGGGCUGCUGGUGUAUUACUGAGUGGCUAUUAGCCGCAGCUAUAAAUGGAAUGUGACGGGGAAAUUAAAAACAGUAGCUGUGUGAAGCUUAACUUGACAGAAUUGAUAUAAUUCGCAAUAUACGAAUGAAUCUCCAGGUGUCCAGGCUGUGCUUUUGUGCAUUGGGGUGGGUGCCUAAAGUAAUAAAUGUACACUCCUGAUCUCACAGAAAAGGAUUUUGUCUUAAGAUCUCAUGGCUUGUAUAGAAAAGCAGCUUGUCUCUUUCCACCCUCUACUACUUCCCAUUCAAAAAAGUUCUACCAAGUUGUUGGUUUUUUUUAAGGGGCAAUGCCUUCUGUGUCAUAAGAGUUACAAAGCUUGUGCAUGUGUCUUGUGACCAAUUCAUCAUGCAGUCUGAGUGGAUCUUUGCCUUUCACCAUGCAUUGUGAGAACUCUGAAGAAAUACAGGCCCCAGAGCAAACAGCUCUGCAAUCGAAGGCUGUGCCCACUGCAUUGCAAAGCACCAACUUGGUCAGUGUGCAGAGAGGAAAAUCUGUGUGUCCUACACUACUGAAGGUGUGCAGGCAAUCAUCAGUGGGGCAUCUCCCAGCACUGUGCUUCAAGCACCGUGGGGCACAUUCUUUGCCUAAACCAAGACUGAUAUGUAGGUAUGGCGUUAACACUUUAACGUGAAGCUUUGCAUCAUUUCCAGCUGUUAACGAGAUGAACUAAUACCAGAAAUUACUCUGUAGUGCUUUUCCAGUAGAUAUCACACUUGUUUAAACAAAAAACAAAAAAACCUUUGCUGUAGUUUUGUGGGAUUUCUUACUUCGGUCACUGAAGCGUCUGGGAAGGAAUCAGAAGGAACUUAAUCUGCCUGGGACGAUGUGCAGGCAUAUCUGCUCUUUAUUGGCCGGCUGCUGACUAUAAUGUUAUUUCUUUCUAUAGCAAGAACCCACUGAGGCACCAACACCCAAGAGACCACGCGGUAGACCAAAGGGGAGCAAAAAUAAGGCCACUUCAAAGGGAAGGGUAGGUAUUCUCGAGGCUGGGCAGCAAAUUUGAGUUCCUUUCCACCCCCAUGUACUCUUUUCUAUACUGCCCAACUGAAGAUGACUCUUAAGACUGUAUCUGGAGUUCUGCCUGGACACACACAAAAAGAACAAAUCCUUUUCAAUGGAAGAAUGAGCCAGUCACAGGAAGUGUCAGUGGCAUACUCCCCACACUCGUUUUAUUGAGAUACCUUUUAUUAGGACCUACUAACAAUAGCAAAGUGGUGAGCUGUAGUUCUAAUAAAGUUAUGCCAUCGUUCUCACUCUGGAUCCCCCCCCCCAAAUGGUUUCGUGCUUACUGUCUUUUUGCAGGGGAUGUUUUCUCAUCUGUUCAGUUUGGGCAUUUGAACUAAAAUAUAAUCCCCUGAAGUUUUAAGAGCAAACCAAACUUGUUGGAAGAGGAAAGUUGGGUUCUAAGCCUGACCCGUCCUUCCAACACCUAACAAAAGGGAAAAUUUGCAGGCAAAAUCAGAAGUGGAGUUUUUAUACCUCUCCAGCUGCCCACUGACUCUCCUCUGAAGUCCCCCCCACAAAAAAGUCAGUUUUUAACUCUUCCUGGGGAUGGAGGGGGCCUUAAAAAGAGAAGACUCAGUAGAUGCAGGAGUGUUUGAGCACUCAGUCCUCCCUUGUAAAUGCUUGUCUCUGCAAACAUUGAGACUAGAGACCAUACAUUUGGCCCUGUGUCAGUCUUGAAAACUUAAUUCGAAAAAGAGGCCUAGGAUGUUGGACUUGUGGGGAAAGGAAUACCAGAAUCUUGCAUACAUCCAAAUCUCAGCUAUUGUGUGCAGAAGCUUUUUGAAUUAGCUGAACAGCUGGUGACAUUUGUUUGUUGUGACCAUUUGUCCUGGCAGCUGGAGUUUGCAUGGCUGUAAAGAGCGGAAAGGGAUAUGCCCCAUUCAGUUGUGCAGGAGGAAGAUGGGGAGAGCUAAUUUUAAUGGGAAUCGAGGGGUGGGGAUGGGUUCUCCCCACACCCCUCACACCUUGGCCCCAGUUGUUUAUGCUGUGUCACAGGCACCUGGCCAUCGCAUUCUCCAUGCUGGUGGAGAGCAAAGUCUUGAUGAAACUGGGUCCCAUGUGGUUGAAACUGGGAGAGGGUUGGGAAGAUAGUAAGCAGAUGACCCCACAGUUGGUGACUUGACAGCUGUUUGUAUGUGUAUGAAAUCCAAAACUGGACUCAUUCACAAAAGAGCAUAUUCUUCCUCCCUCUCCCCCUCCUUCCACAAGUAGAUACCAAGAAGGAUCUUUUUAAGUGUCCAGCUGCUUUUGAGCAGCAGAUGCCUGGUCCUGAAUUGACAGCCAGGCUGCAGAGGUUAUUUCAGUGGACACUUCAGCUUAACCCAAGCCCUUUCGCCAUCUGUUCCAGUGAUAAAUGCAAAGGGAAGGGAAGAUCCAGCAAAUGCUGGAAACAGUUGCCCCUGCCUGUUGUGCACCUGGCUCCCCAGAGCUGCUGUGCUCCCUCCUCCCCUCUCACUUGUGGGCUUUGUGAAGGAGACUCUUGCAUAGUCAGUUGACUCCCAAGUAGGGAGUUAGGGAUCUUGCUUCUGCAGCAGCUUGAUGCAGCGACAUUUCAGUGAUUUGAAGAAACUACUUGAUAGGUUCAUAUUGUCGUUAGUUGCCUUUGAAUGCCUCCUUUACUGUGUUGGUUAAAUGGUACCAUCCAAUUUGCAGUCCACUUCAGCACUGAAGCAACUGCUUUUGGUGCUCUUGUUGCUGCCUACUACCAACUCGUGAUGGUACUUGCAUUGCUCUGCAGGUACCUAACUCAUUUCAGACCAUUCCUUGGGCCUUUUUGGACUUAUAGUGGCUGCUGCAGAGGUUUGAGCAGGCUGCCCUGGUAGCCUUGCUUUAGCACCUGUCCAGACCGCUUCCCCUACAGCUGGUUUCUCCUCGUAUCGCUGAACCAGAACAGGAAGGAUAUGUCAUGCAAAUGAUGUACCCAAGAGGUCUCCAAAACAGUCGCUCUCCUGUUCUUUGGUUACCCACACUGAUCCUGCUAGUCCCACAGAGAAGCUUGGGGACUCUAGGUGCUUGGAUGUGCUGAAUUGUAAUGUUCACCUGUCUACUUUGAAUCACACAGCCACAGUUUACCCAACUAGUUAAAAGUGGAACAACUGGGUUAGGCUGUCAGUAGGUUAGGAGUGGUUUGGGAUGCUGUACCUGACGGUUGGGGAACCUGUGGCCUUCCGGAUAUUGCUGGAAUCCCAUCAGCCACUGCCAGAAGGGUAAGAGAUCAGGAAUCAUUAUUUAGGUAUGCCACUACUGCGGCCAGUGUUUUAUUAGCCCAAAAAUGGAAAACGAGGGAGUUCCCAGAAUGGCAACUUAAACUGAUGGAAUAUAUGCAGCUUGUGGACCUAACAUAAAAUAAGAGGACAAGAAGAACAUACGUUUAAAGAAGAUUGGAAAAUGUUUAUUGAAUAUAUGGGGGGGAAUUGUGUACACUUGAAAACAUUGGCAGCAUUAAGAUAAAUUCAACAGUGUAAACAAGUUUUGAUGGAUGUAAUAAUGGAAUACUGAAUGGUUUAAUUAUGUAAAAUAUGCAGGGAUUUAUGAUAUGCAAAAUGAACCAUGGAAAGAGAAGAAGGGAAGUCAUUGAUAUUUUAAGGUUGCUUAAAUGAAUAUUCUAAAAUGUAAAACAGAAAAUUUAAUAAAAAUUAUAUAUAAAAAGGGGACUCAUUGGAGUUGUAGCCCAGCAACAUCUGGAAAGUCACAGGUUCUCCAUCACUGUUGUAGCUGGGAACCAUCUGUCAAAAUGUCCGUCCAAUAUGAUAGGGAUCAAACGUCAGUCUUCUUCAUUGGCCCCUUAAAGGUUUUGUGUAUAAUAAGUACCAAUAAAAGAUACUCAGGGAGAAAAGAUACUUUCACAAAUUUCCAAGAAUGGGGUGUGUGUAUGUUUGGUUUUAAACCUGUUUUGAAAACACGCGACUCAUAUCCUGCAUGCUUCUGAGUCAUGGGGCUGGAGCCCAGAUGGCUCCUUUUGGAAAUGGCUGUGAUGGUAAAGGAUGACAAGGGAUGGACUUGUGGCACUGACCCCAAAAGGAAAAGCCAAGAGACAACUGCCAGCCCCAAAUGUUCAAGCCCUCAUGAGUCACAUCCUCUGAUUGUGAGAUUAACUUAGAAUUCAUGAGAUUUUGCGUGUUUGUAAUAUCUCCUUUUUGAGUACAUUUGAAGAGUCUUUUUUUUUAUUUUCCUUGGCACAUGUGAAGGUCGCCAAAUGUGCAGUGUGUGUGUGUGUGUACAGCAGUCUUUCCCAACCAGGUGCCCUUCAGAUGUUUGGGACUACAACCCCCAUCAGCCUCGGUCAGCGUGGCUAGCGGUUAGGGAUGAUGCGAAUUAUAAUCCCCACAUCUUUAGGGCACCGGGUUGGGGGAGGCUGGAAUAUAAAGAGACGCUGCCAGGGGCCCCCAAACCAGGUGCCGCCUUCUCCCCCGCUCUACUCUGGUCACAGUGUCCCCCACCCACCUGCUCCACUCACACUUCAACUGUACAAGGUAAUUUUUUACAGGAUUCUCCACUUAAAUCAGAAUUGGACUAUAUGACCCUCUUUCUCGAAUUGGACUAUAUGACCCUCUUUUUCGAAUUGGACUAUAUGACCCUCUUUCUCGAAGUUGGGGAAUCCCUUUGGUUGUUUCUUAACAUUUGCAUUUUGUAUACCUUCUGAAAAUUUAAAAAAGGUUUUAAAAAUAAUAAUAAAAGAAAUAACAACAAAGAAUCGGACUAUAUAACCACCUUUAUAUUCUAGAGCAGGGAUUGGAAACUUGGAGAGCCAGUAUGGUGUAGUGGUUAAGAGCGGUGGACUCGUAAUCUGGGGAACCGGGUUCGCGUCUCCGCUCCUCCACAUGCAGCUGCUGGGUGACCUUGGGCUAGUCACACUCCUCUGAAGUCUCUCAGCCCCACUCACCUCACAGAGUGUUUGUUGUGGGGGAGGAAGGGAAAGGAGAAUGUUAGCCGCUUUGAGACUCCUUUGGGUAGUGAUAAAGCGGGAUCUCAAAUCCAAACUCUUCUUCUCUUCUUCUUCUUGUGGCCCUCCAGAAGUUCAGCUACAACAUUCAACCCUGGGCAACAUGGUCAUUGGUCUGGAUGAUGGGAAUUAUAGUUCAACAGCAUCUGGAGGAUUAGAGGUUCCUUGUCCCUGUUCUAGAGCAAAAGGCUUCCUCUCUGAGGAAUACCAGCUGUUAACAUGAAACCUGCACUGCUGUUGGUAUUUAAGAAAGAAGCAAAAGAUCCAAAGACUGAAACAAUGGUCUGAAAUAGGCCUGAGUGUCUGGCAAAGGCUUGUUACGUUAUCUUAAAGCUUUCUUCUUUCUAUUCUGUCUGCCCAGAAAGCUGCUGUGACACCUGGGAGGAAACCUCGAGGCCGACCCAAAAAAUCAGUAAGUUUUUGUUUCUUUUCAAGAGAAAUAACACUUCUACUGGAAGAAAUGGCGUGUAGUUUUCUGUUUCUGUUUUAAGACACUCAAGCCACUGCAGAUAGCUAAAGGCUUCGUAUCCAUAAUCUGUUCAUGAAUACUGGGUUCUCUAGAUAGGGAGAGAUAGUAUAUGGAACACCACAUGAUUCUGCUACGUUUUUAAUUGGUGCUACGUUGCUACUGCUUUUGAACCUUUGGUUCCUUUCACCUUUGAGUGCAUGCGCACACAAAUAUCCUUACUCCGCUAGAGUACAGUCAGCAGGAGGCUGGUAUACUCUUCCUAUUUUCCCCAGGAAGUGAUGUGUAUCUUGCAAACUAGGAAACAGGAAAUACUUAAUUUCAGCUUAGUUGAAACCCCAAGUUAAAAAAUGCUAUGAUACAAAGAGGAUGCAGCAUCCCUGUAUUUGAGCUUGUUUGGUGGCCCUCUGAAUUCAGAGGCCAAAUGGGGUAAUAGGCAACUGUGUUGUGGAUCUGGAGGCCCCGAGAAACUGCAACAGAUCUUAGUCUUGCCUGGCAGCUGUUUAUGCAGCAUGGAGGAGCUUGUUGGGACUAUAUUGGAAGCCCCAAGGGCUGUGCUGCUCGCAGGUAUUUCUAUCUUUGGUCCCUUGGGGGUUUCUUCAUGGCAUAUUCUAUUUUUAAGCAAAGCAUCAUUUGGGCUUCUUCCUCACACUAUGUUUCCAUUUUAUAAGUAUUCCUAGUGUGUUCUCCCUCUUGCCCACAGCUGAGUAAGAGGAAGUGGCUUGUUCUUCAUUAGCUGGCAUAGAUGUGGUGUUACAAGUGUGGCAUUUUGCAUUCCUGCAGAGUGAGUUUCAGACAGUUUCAUAUGGCCUUGCUUGUUUUAAGUAACCACUGUAUUUUGCCGCCAGUAAGGUGUUCUGGACUGUCUUCAAGCAUUCACAGACAGAAUGAGAUUUUCCAAAUGCAGUAAGCAGUACUACUAGGACCAGUCACUUGCCUGACUUUAACUUCAGGCUGUUUCUCAUUUCUGAUAAUGUUGAAGCUCUGUUUUAUGCCCUUCCUAUGCCUGUCGCUCUGGAAAUGAGAUAGGACCACUGUAAAAUAAAGAAGUGGUUCAUAUGAACGUGGGUGGCUAUGCUGAAGUAUACAAAUUUAGAUUUUAUGCGUGCACGUGCAAAAUCACCUCUGAACUUAGACGACUUAGGAAUAUUGAUGUCAGUUGAGCCUAUAAAGGUGAGAAGUAAAAUAAUUCACCCCAUUGUCUGGAUGAGGAACUUCUGGAGUCACACUGGAUGCCAGACAGGGACUCCUGCCCUUUUCACAGUGGGUUCUUGCUGUUUUGUUCAUUUUACUUUGGGGAUAGGGUGUAGAGCAACACUGCUGCCCGGACACAGCUAAACUAAAAUAAUUGAUUGCUCAUCUGUUUUCUGUGGGUAGCUCUUGCUUCUGUUUUGGGAAAGCAAAGUUGGGUGGACUGUGUAGAUCUAUCAGGUUAGUGGCUGAAGUAUAGAUUGUUAAGUAUCAGAUGGGGGCUAGGGGUGAGAUGGAGCUGUGAUCUGCUCAAAAGCCUCAAUUUAGUAUCUUGGACAGGGGCAUUAGGAUUGCAGGAUGUGUGCCAUGAGUCUUUCACUCCCUUUUCUGUAACUGGGAUGUUUAAAGACAAAGGAACGAAUACUUGUUUCCCGUUCUGAAGAACCACCUCACUGCAAUGGCAUAAUUAAUAAAAUGCUUAUUAAGCAUUUUAAAGCAUUUUAAAGCAUAUUGGCACACGGUAACAUUUUUUCUGCUGCUAAUUUUUUUUUAAAGGUUUUAAGUAUUCAGAGGCAGGUGUGCCAUCGUGUUUCUGAGCGCAGAACGCGCUGCUCUUUCCAUCCUACCCCCAGAGCAUUAGAAGUAGCUGAUGGCGCCGCGACUCAAAACUGUCCCCAGCCACCAAAGUAUGAGCUGAAUGUAGGGCAACCCUGCCAGAAGCAGCUGACUGGAAACACUCCUAAUAGGCAGAGGCAGCCUUCCAAAACAUGGAACCAGAAUUGCAGCGAGGGUUUUUUGUUUGUUUGUUUGUUCCUCCUUCCGACGCUGCCAUAGAACAAUACAGACAAAAGCAUCUGGCCUUUAUAAUUUCUCCCCCCCCCAAAAAAAAAAAAAUGGCAACAGGAAUGGAGACCUUGGAUUCUUCUGCUAUCGCUAAACUGCAGCAUUCUUCUGCCUAAAGUCAACACUGCUGAGAUGACUGGGGGUGCCCAUGAGCUCAAAUCUACAGAUGAAGUUAUAGGCGUUUCUGGAUUCCCACGGGCAUCUGGUUGGCCACUCUGGGAAUCCUAGAUUUGAUGGACCUUGGCCUGAUCCAGCAGAUCUCCUCUUACUGUCAUGCUCUUCUUGGUAGGGUGGAGGGUCAUGGCACAUAGGCUUUAAGAUUCUUUCUACAACCCUGUGCAGGUGAGAAUGAAGCCAACAGGAUAGUUGACAGAGCUACCUAAGAGAACACCUCUUCUCAUAUGUAUCUACCUGUGCCCUAGGAUCUCCGUCCUUGAAAUGCCCCCUCAUUUUGAAGCAUGGUGGGUGGCCUCAAAAGAGAGGCUUUUUAGUAGUGGCUCCCCAUUUGUGGAAUGUUCUCCCUAAAGAAACUUAACCCAGCACUCACUAUAAAGCUUUUGGUGAACGCCAAGGACCUUCCUCUUAUCCCAGGCCAUUUAAUACCUUAGUAUUUUAAUGGUUCAGCAUUAAAUUUUAGUCUGUUUUAAUCUGAUGGUGAUUGUUUUUGCUUUCGUCUGUCUGAUGAUGCAGAAGUAGAAGGUGUUUCUUGUUGUGGCUUAUCUAGUUCACACUGGAUUGUGAUGGAUGUACAUCUCCUAAAGGUUUUUGCAUGUCGCUGACAAUGCAUAAUAUUUUAUUGGGGAGCUAUGUGCUGGGCGUAGCCAUUGUGCUGAUGAUAGCAUUGGGUUUCCCCCCACAACUGUGACGGUGAACUGCAAACCUGAAAAGUCCUAUACCUUCUUACCUGGGAGCAAGCCCCAUUGUCUCAAUGGGACUUACUUUCAAAAAAACACAUAAAGGAUUGUUCCAGUUGUCCUUAAAGCUGCUGCAUGCUUUUCUAUAAAAUCAGCUGGAGAUGUUAAGUUGCUCUAAAUUUUAUAUUGCAAAUGUCCUAUGCCUGCAUGCAGCCAUUCCAGUUCUCUUUAAGCAAGUCUGCCAAACGUUUUCUGGUUUUAGGCUGGCAGCCCACUCUCCAAGAAGCAGAGAGAGGUUAAGUAGCAUCAGUCAUUUCCUCCUUUGCUAAAUGAGGUCUCUAGCCCUGGAACUUGCUGUACAGACUUGGCAGGCACAUUCCACAGUGGCUUAAAUGUAUAUUUUUAUGAAUGAAACUCAAGGAAGUGGAGGUUGCUGACUCACACGCACACUCAGCCAUGACUCAUCUCAUUCUGACAGCAUCGGUAAUUUUUUUUUUCAAGAGAGCAGGCAGGAAAGACCUCCUUGAAGAACUAUGUUCCCUUCAAACACAAACAAUUGCUUUUUAGGGUUGGAUGGGUGUGGAUAGCGGUUCUACGCAUUGAGUGGGCAGAAAUGGUGGAUUCAGUGUGAGUUUGGAUUAGACGGCUUUCUUAAUGCUUGUGUCCCCCUUGUGGCAGACUGGAUAUAUUGACUAGCCACUACAUCUGAGGCUCUUCAUGCAGAGUUUGUACUAUGGUAUUGGAAUACAUUAACAGCCAGAGGAUGACUUUAAAUAAUUGGGGGGGGGGGAGUUUAAUGAGCAUUCUGUGCUAGACUCCACUCCAGCAUUCCUUCCAAUACAAGCCUCCUGUUCCUAGAUGUGUCGUCUGCUGCUGCUGCUGCUUUAGCAGCAAAGGUGGUACGUAUUGUACUAUACCAUCAAUGCUAGCAGGAUGGGGAUCUCUACAAGUUUCUGCCCAUCCUUCUGAAUUUUUGAGGACAUUGAGUUUUACUGCAGGUGUUCUUAGGAGCUAGCUGCUGCAUGGAUUUGAAAAUGCAACAGUGCUUAUAUUGGCUUCCCUUGAAGGAACAGGAGUGGGACCAGGGAGAAAUAUAGAGGUCAGCCAGUUGAAUACCUGUGAAAGCUCUAAAUAAAGGGCUGGAGAAGAACAUUUCCCUUGGGAGCAUGGCCUUCAGGUUUCCAUUUCACUCAAAGUGCAGUAAAUUGGCCCUCCACCUGCUUUUCAAUACCAUAGUUCAGUCUUGGGUUAUAUAGAGUAGUAAUUUUAAUUCUUUAAGGCAGCCUUCUCCAACCUGGUGUCCUCCAUAUGUUCUUGAACUCCUGUUGGUCCCAGCCAUCAUGGUCAAUGGUUAGGGAUAAUGGACAUUGCUAUCUAAAAUAGCUGGAGGGCACCAGGUUGCAGAAGGCGGCUCCAGAAUAAGACUGUGUGGGAGUGUGUCUGAUGCAGCCAAAUCCUACACAUCUUUGACUAGCAAAUAGAGUGAUCUGCAUUGGAGGAAUUGGCUAGCAGGUGGCCUGAUCUCCUGCAGUUCUCUUACACAUGCUUUGGUGAUGAUACAAUGUGGAUUAGACUUGAUCAAAGUACAGUAGACACACACCUCUCCCCAAAUGACUCUUCCACUCCUUUUUCUCUCCCUUUACAGGAGAAGGAUGAAGAAGAGGUCAACAUCUCCCAGGAGUCGUCGGAAGAGGAGCAGUGA
Messenger RNA from Podarcis lilfordi (Lilford's wall lizard), 12750 nucleotides. NCBI's taxonomy places the organism in Eukaryota, Metazoa, Chordata, Lepidosauria, Squamata, Lacertidae. The record is from the annotation of a GenBank genome assembly.